CGGAGGCAUCAGACUAACACACAGACACACGUAGUAGGCGGAGGCAAGAAGCCACACACACACACAUUGGAGGGAACCCCAUCAGCUGUGGGAAGCAACACAGCUUGAACUUACUUUUUAUUUUUCUAAGUGUAUUCUUCAGAUUGGAAGAUUUUGAAGCGGUAUUUUAGAUAUGCGCCAUUGAGGAGUUCAGAGAGAGCUUUGUGCUAAGAACGUACAUCCUAAUAUUUUAACCAGGACAGCAGUGGAGGAAGAAGAAAACACGGAGUACAGAAGGAGGCUUUGAAAGCAUGGAAUACUUCAUGAUGCCGACCGACAAGAUCCCGUCCUUACAGCACUUCAAGAAGACGGAGAAGGAUGUAAUUGGCGGUCUCUGCAGCCUUGCCAACAUCCCGCUCAGUCCGGAGACGGCUCAGGACCAGGAGAGAAGAAUCCGCCGUGAGAUCGCCAACAGCAACGAACGCCGGCGCAUGCAGAGCAUCAACGCUGGCUUCCAGUCCCUCAAAACACUCCUGCCCCACACAGACGGAGAGAAACUUAGCAAGGCGGCCAUCCUGCAGCAGACUUCAGACUACAUCUUUGCCUUGGAGCAGGAAAAGACCACGCUCCUGGCUCAGAACAACCAGCUCAAACGCUACAUCCAGGAGUUCAGCGGCUCAUCGCCCAAGAGGAGGCGACCCGAGGAGAAAGAUGAAGGGAUCGGGUCUCCAGACACGCUGGAGGAGGAGAAGGUGGAGGAGGUGAGGAGGGAGAUGUUAGAGCUGCGGCAGCAACUGGACAAGGAGCGCUCGGCUCGCAUGCAGCUGGAUGAGCAGAUGCGCGCUCUGAACACACAGCUGCUGCCAGACCGCCUGAAGGUGAUCACUCAGCAGGUGGAGGAGGAGCAGGCGCUCAUCCAGACCCAGACGCUGCUCAGGCUGCAGCAGAUCCACGCAGCCGACAGACGACCACACAGUCCACAGGUGCUGACUCCCCCCGCCCCGACCCACCACCCCACGGUCAUCGUCCCGGCCCCAACACUAACCCAGCAACCCCAUCAUCAUGUCACCGUGGUGACCAUGAGCCCGUCAGUCCACCCCAGCACUGUGUCUACAUCCAGACAGAACCUGGACACUAUUGUGCAGGCUAUCCAGCACAUUGAGCGCGCUCAGGAAAGGAGAGCGAGCGCGGAGGAGGAGCAGAGACGAGCUGUCAUCGUUAGCCCCGCCCACACCGCCAUGGACACCGCCUGCUCGGACACAGACACGGACACGGAGGGCGAGGACUGCUCAAUGAACUGAUCCACCCCGUGAACUCUCACACACAAACACUUAAAAAUACCUACUCACUGUAAGAUUCCCUCCAGGAGCUCGACUACUUUAAAAAAAAAAUCUUUCUUUGGCAUUAUCCAAACUCCUAAAUCCAGUGGUUAAGCUCUGUGUCAGUCUUGUACUGUAGAAAAAAAAAAAAGAAGAAGAUUGAAUACUUAGGGUGGUCAGCGUGUAGAGGUGGUCCUGUGAGAUUUCUAAAAGGCGGGUUUUCAAUGUCAGAGCCGGUCUGUGGCUACUUGAAAACGUCUCCUCGUGUAAAAAGCUACCAGCAUCAGUCCGUCCUUCACGUGCGCUAAUGUGCGCUCCAUGCAGGCGCAGCAUCAAAAUUAACUGUAGCAAUUGGCACAGUAUUAUCUCUGCUACAAAUUGACGGAGCUUUCAGGGUGGAGAUUUGAAUGUAACAACACAGAAGAAAGCAGCUCUUGAUUCUUAAAAGGGAUAUGGAGUUGCAGGUAUUUCUUUCCCAGUCUUAAUUAGUUCGGUUUUUUCUAUGUUUCCUGGUUUCCCAACUUAAAACUACAACAGAAGGCAUUUCUAAAUUAAAAGUUCUAAUUCAAAACUUAAUUGCAAAGUUAAUUUGAGGAUAUAUGUGGAAUGGAAUUAUGUCUGAAUUUACUUGAAAAAGGUUGUGUUUUUGAUAUCAAAUAAGCCCUUGAAAUAAGCUGUUGAACAAUUUAUAUCGUCCUUUAGUUUUUUAUGUUUAAACAUGUUUUUGUUAACCUUUUUUUAUUUUUCUGUCAGGGUUACUGAAUGUCGAAAGUGAACACUUUUUUUAUUGAGAUUAACAACACAAAGUCGGAGGCUUGUCGGGCUUUCACAGAAAACCGGAUGCCUUAGAUUAAUUCUAAGAGUCUGAUUUUAAAUUAGAUUUCAAAUUAAAUCCACUAAAGCCAGCCCCAUUAUUUUCUUAUACUGGUGGUGGUUGUUGCACCCCUAAUGUAAUAAAUGAAUAAAACAAAAAUACGAACCAAAUGUUGGUUCAUAGCCGGAAAAGUAAUUCACACAUUGACUGAUUCUUUUGAAAUGCGCCCUUUGAUAAUUUGGCUGAAAUCUGAAACAGAUUGAAUUGAUUCUCAUGCUCUGUUUGCAUGAAGGCUUCCGGUUUUCCUCCAAAGACUUCCAGUCUAUUGACUAGUCUUGGUUUGAUGCUUUCAGUGACUAUGCACUAGUGUUUUGGUAUUUAUGCAAUUCCAUCUUCAGUAUGUUUGUUGGUGUCAUUAAUACGUGAGGUGAAGUUAUCUAUGCACCGUUGAUAGGUGUGUACAUUACACCUACAGUAUACAGUAUGUAUGAAACGGGACAUGCUUGUAUCAAAGAAUGUAGUCACUACUCGCAAGGUGCUUUUCGCCAUCUAACUUCACAAGAGAAUAACGUUUAUUAAGUGUGUGAAUUUUAGCAGAAAUGAUAUGCGUCAUUUCCACAUCUUGGAAUAGCUUAUUGAGUUGUGGUGCAGGGGGGAGACGGCAGAUGUGUAUGUGAUUUCAUUUUGAUAUUUGAUAACAAAUGGAAAAUAGCUUCAAAAAUAGACAGGUCACAUCUUAAUGAACUCUAACCCCAAAAGCUUUAGGAUCAGCCUGGGUAGUUUGAAAACUAAGUAAACUGAUAGUGAUGUUUCCAGAAGCCACAAAAAGUGCAACACUAAAGAAAAGCACUGAAUAGAUAUUCAGAUCUCCUCUCUCUAAAAUGCACCAGGUCUGUCCGCCUCAUGUUACCUUGCUUAUAUUUCUCUGGAAUUUGACUGGAAAUCCCUGCUUGGAGCCUCCCUCCUGUCAUACUCGAUUUGAUACGCUGACUUGAUGCUGUAAACAUUCCUUUUUCUUAUGAUCUCUUAUAUGUUCUGUUGCCAAUUGAAUGCAUGUUACUAAUUGCUGUUUUCUCUUGUCUAAAGCAGGCUUACUUUUCUUUUUUUUAAAGGUUUCCUUUUCUUUCAUGAACACAUGACUGAUUAAUUCAUUGUGAAACUGUCUGUUGACUUGAUAGAUUUGGGGACACUAUUAACUUACAUCAGUUUUAUUUCUGGUUAGAGUAGCUGGUAUUUCUCAUGCCAAACAUGGUGGGAUAUUCUCAUGCUUUGUUUGUGAAACUUUGUUUAAGGGUUUGGUGUUUUGCUGGUUAAUGUUAAGCCACAGGCUGAUUUUAAUCUGAGGUGCGUGAUUGUUCAACUGAACACUUCCCCCAAAUGUUCCUGUACAUUGUGUUGCAGCACUGCUGUCUUUAGGUGGAAUUUGAGAUAUUUGAUAUGAAGCACUUGCUGUUCUGUACUGCCUGAAUCAAUGAUGAGGAAGACUUUUUUUUAUUUCUUUGUAAACUCCAUGCUGUGACUCAACUCGGCAGCUGUUUUUAGUGCUCUGCUUUUCUGUCUAUUUUUUGUCUUUCUUGUCCAGUUUUACAUUUUUGGUGACAAGCAUUUUUUAUAUUUUUGUGAUUUUUAUUUUUCCCAUCAGUCCAGGUCGAUGAGAAGCUGUUAUAUUUUGUUUAUAAAAAAAACUUGGGUAAACAGGCCUUUGUAAAGUUGAAAAAAAAUAAAUUUGUACUUUUUUUAUUACACCC
Gymnodraco acuticeps is the source of this 3860-nucleotide messenger RNA. RefSeq names its product transcription factor AP-4-like. Gene Ontology annotation, cellular component: nucleus. The transcript has 7 exons. Lineage: Eukaryota; Metazoa; Chordata; Actinopteri; Perciformes; Bathydraconidae. The record is from RefSeq and is a predicted model, not a curated record. Bases 291 to 1280 code for a protein of 329 amino acids. Gene Ontology annotation, molecular function: protein dimerization activity; RNA polymerase II cis-regulatory region sequence-specific DNA binding; DNA-binding transcription factor activity, RNA polymerase II-specific. Gene Ontology annotation, biological process: regulation of transcription by RNA polymerase II.